AUGACUGAGCUUCUUGAUCUUUGCUAUGAUGUUCUGAUCCGUAUCCUUGAAGAGAUCGAUCCACCUGAUCUUGCCGCCUGUGCUCAGACUUCCGUGGGGUUCAAUGAGUUCAUCAAGAAGAACACCAGGUUAUACAAAGCACACUACUUGAAAACUUUCGACGAUCCUCGUCAAAGACCUGCUGACCCCGAGCCUGACUGGGUGUUGGAGCUCCAGAAAGCUAUUCGAUGCCAGAAGAUACUCGAAUCAGCCAACAAUGACCUGAAGCGAGACGAGUUCAAAUUUGUUGCAACCACAGCCCUUUCGCUAGUCGCCACUGCCUCUACUGACAAACUUGGCGUAUCGUACAACCAGCAGGUAUUGUCAGAGCUUUUCGACUCAAUCAGGCAAAAUCAGGAUGCAUUUAUGAGCUGUUCAUCACUCUAUGCACGCACAGGGACAGCCUACCAAAAGCCUGCAGAUGAUGAAGAGGGUCGCCAGCUGAGCGCGAAGCUGCAAUGUCUGUUUGGCAUCACGUCGACGGCCGGAGGACGAAGGUCGCUCUCAACCCACCCGUAUGCAAGAUCCAACGUAUACGACCUACGCAACUACACCGACAAGACGCAAUGGGGCCCAUUCCGGGACGACGGGAGCAUGAGAAUUGACUGGGAGAUGAUUGAGAGCAUCAUGAUCGUGCUGGGUUACAGUUCCGGUCUUUGCUGUCGCCGCUUCCUCGCCAAAUUCAGGCCACCAUGGACUAACCCGUUCGAAGGUGUCGUCUCAGAGCGAGUGACGAUUAUGCCGCACUACCCCGCAUCACUGCCAGUGGAGCUGGACGUUCCACUGAAUCUGAGGGACCCGUACAACGUCUCGGGCGUCUGGUCACGUAUCGUAUGCUUCCUCGACUACAACGAUCUCUACCACUACAACUUCGAUGAAGAUGCCGUACGCUGGCCAUCCGAUAAGCCGCGAGACCCACUCACUACAGAAGAAGCGAUCCGACACAUCAUGAUGGACAUCAAGGUUACCGAUAUCAAACUCGCGGAUCAAUUCGAGAAUGGCGCACUCCCAAUUGUACAUUUCAGCGGCAAAUCGCGAUCUGUAGAAGCAUCCUGGGACCCCAACGCAAAUUCUGCGAUUCGAGGAUCCGUACGUCUCACACCGGAGGGCGAAGUGCGAUGGCAGACCAUCUCGGUGUUUAACGGCGGAGAAGAGAGAUGGCGCAGUGAUGGUGUCCAGAUUGGGGGACUGCGAUCUCAGCGCGGUGUUGUUGGGACUUGGUUCGACAAAGACUUUGAUCCGCAUGGACCGGCUGGACCGACUGCGUUCUGGAAGAUCUCUGAUCAGAAUCUAGCUGCGGAUGACGAUGAAGACGAACUGUUUUGA
Macroventuria anomochaeta is the source of this 1365-nucleotide messenger RNA. RefSeq lists its product as uncharacterized. The transcript is spliced from 4 exons. Bases 1 to 1365 code for a protein of 454 amino acids. Lineage: Eukaryota; Fungi; Ascomycota; Dothideomycetes; Pleosporales; Didymellaceae. The record is from RefSeq and is a predicted model, not a curated record. Gene Ontology annotation, molecular function: protein binding.